Molecule: messenger RNA, 1083 nt
Organism: Pyrus x bretschneideri (Chinese white pear)
Lineage: Eukaryota; Viridiplantae; Streptophyta; Magnoliopsida; Rosales; Rosaceae
Product: chaperone protein DnaJ
Exons: 4
Coding region: 283-846 (187 amino acids)
Source: RefSeq, a predicted model, not a curated record
CGUUAAUCAUACAGGAUGUUUCAGGAACAUUCCGGAUGGCGAACCUGAGUUAAAAAUCAAAAGCCCACCAGAUAUUUUGUUCCGUCUUCUCCUAUAUAUCAUGUAUAACCGACCUGCGACCGCAUCAUAAAUCACGCAACCACCGCCUUUCCCUCGUAAUUCGUUGUAUUGCAAGGGUCGUCUGGGCACCAGAAUUUUCGAGAUCAGCAAGCUUCUGAUGUGAUUAUUUUGUGGACUGAGAAUUUGGUUUGAAGAAGUUCCGAGAGUUUGGUUUUGUUGAAGAUGGAGGGUGAUCGAAUUCAGGGGUCUCCUUCUUAUUACAGUGUUCUUGGUGUCGGCUCGGGGUCUUCCGUGGAAGAGAUAAGGCGUGCAUAUCGCAAGCUAGCGAUGAAAUGGCAUCCGGACAGGUGGACAAGAACCCCUUCUUUGUUGGGUGAAGCCAAGCGGAAAUUCCAGCAAAUUCAAGAAGCCUAUUCAGUGUUAUCGGACCAGAGAAAACGAAGUAUGUACGAUGUUGGCCUGUACGAUCCCGAUGACGACGAAGAGGACGAGGGGUUCAGUGAUUUUGUGCAAGAAAUGGUGUCUCUGAUGGCGGAAUCCAGAAGAGAGGCAAAGAGUUAUACCAUGGAGGACCUGCAAGCAAUGUUCAUGGAGAUGGUCAAAGGAUUCGAGACUCCUCCUUCCUCUUUCUUCUGUGGACAACCGGCGGCUUUCGAACAAUCUGGAUGCUCGAAAAGAACGCGUCUCGAAUCUAAUUCCUGGAUUGGCAGAGAUUCAGGUGCCGGCUCAUCUCUCCAUGUACCAAACUUGGGGAUGUACGGUGAGGGGUUCUUUACAUUUUAUUAGCAAGGACAAAGACGAUAAGAAAAUUCUGGAAGGACAAAGAUGAUAAGAAUUCUUUCGAGUGUUUGAUUUCUUUUGCGGUCCUUCCACAGCGGGUUGUGUGUCCUCUUUCACUUGUUCUUUGGAGACCACAUGUAUAUAGAAAGGCAAGUAGAUGAAAGAUUGCACGUCUUCUCCUUCUUGUUGUGUACUCAUCUUAUAACUUGUAGGCUGCGAAUUUGGGCAAUUUUGUUGGGUUUU